Molecule: messenger RNA, 2106 nt
Organism: Alternaria rosae
Lineage: Eukaryota; Fungi; Ascomycota; Dothideomycetes; Pleosporales; Pleosporaceae
Product: glycoside hydrolase superfamily
Exons: 5
Coding region: 336-1949 (537 amino acids)
Biological process (GO): carbohydrate metabolic process
Molecular function (GO): chitin binding; hydrolase activity, hydrolyzing O-glycosyl compounds
Source: RefSeq, a predicted model, not a curated record
GACAAACUCAACCUCAUCCUUCGUUCAUCUUGGCACCUACAUCGCGUCGGAGCAGAUACUACUGUACAGCAAAAUGAGAUUCUCGUUGAUACCACCCUGGAGGCCCUGCAGGCCUUGCGGCAUCACUGCCGGGUCGCCCCUGAUGUCCCCAGCCGUGAGUCUGGACUGGGACGGGAAUUUGCGCUGCGCGCCGCUCGACCAUCUUCUGGGCGUGGACGUCUCAUCCCACCCGGCAUCACUACGCCCUUCGUCAGACUGUCUCUCUCGCUAGAAAGAUUGGUCGCGCUUUUCUUGUUCCAUUAGGAGCGUUGUGUGGACAUCUUUCCCCUAUCAUCAUGGCUUUCCGAGGCGUCUCGCUCAAGGGCCUAGCCCUCAGUUUGAGCCUCCUCUUGACUACAGAAGCACUCGAUUUGAACUCUUUCGGUGGGCAGGCGGAAGUCAGGCUACUCAUGGAGAACGUCGCGGGCCAGGAGACCACACCUGAAGCUAGGGAGAUGCUUACCAAAGCAAACGAGAAGCCCGACUACACAUGCACUGCAACUAAGUCAUGUGAUCUUGGAUGCUGCGGACCUCUCGAUGACACUGGUACCGGUGCCUGUGGCUUUGGUCCCGUCUUCUGCGGCGACAAAUGCACAAGCGAUUGCAAUCGUAAAUCUGAAUGCGAUCCAGGCACCUGGGGCCUCCAGUAUGCGAACCUCACCACUUGCCCACUCAACGUCUGCUGUAGCGAGCAUGGCUUCUGUGGCACGACGGUUGAAUUCUGCGGCCCCAAUCCUGUGCCGCAUCCUCAGUGCGACCUCUCGCAGCGGAGUGCCGACGCGCGCACCAUCGGCUACUACGAGGGCUGGAACUUUCAGCGCCCCUGUGGUAACAUGGAGCCUGAGGACAUUCCCUUGGGCCACUGGACGCACAUCAACUUUGCCUUUGCUCUCAUCAAUCCCAAAACGUUCCACAUCGAAGACAUGGAUCCAGGUACUGGAUCACGCUACGGUCGUGUCGCAGCCCUCAAGGAGAGGCAGCCUAACCUCAAGAUCUGGAUUGCCGUUGGAGGCUGGGCUAUGAAUGAUCCCGGCCCGUACCGAACUGCUUUUUCCGACAUGGCCGCCAGCGAAGCAAACCAAGACAAAUUCUUCGACUCACUGUUGACUUUCAUGAGCCAAUAUAAUCUAGAUGGCGUUGACCUGGACUGGGAGUACCCCGUAGCUGAGGAUCGAGGCGGCAUACCCGAGGACUUUGACAAUUACGUCAAUCUUCUGAGGCGACUUCGCGAGCGCCUGAACUCGUCUGGCCGAGAGUACGGCAUCAGUCUAACACUUCCUGCCUCUUAUUGGUAUCUCCGCGGCUUCAAUCUCCAAGGCAUGGAGCCCUACCUUGACUGGUUUAACAUGAUGACGUAUGACAUUCAUGGUGUCUGGGACGCCAGUAUCGACAGUCUCGGUCCUAUCGCCCAAGCUCAUACGAACUUGACGGAAAUCAAGAUGGGUCUCGAGCUCCUGUGGCGCAACAACAUCAAUCCAGAGCGUGUGGUACUGGGUCUCGGCUUCUACGGCCGCAGCUUUACGAUGAAGGACCCCGGAUGCAUGAAGGCUGGCUGUGAGUUUAGCGAUGGCGCCAAUGGCGGCGCAUGCACGGGCACGCCCGGCGUGCUGUCGGCGGCGGAGAUCAACGAGGUCAUCGUCAAUGGCGCCACUGUCACACACGACGAAGAGGCCGCUGUCAAGAUUGUUACCUGGGACUCGGACCAGUGGGUGUCUUUUGACGACACCCAGACGUUAGGAACAAAAGUCGAUUUUGCUCAUCAGCAUUGCUUAGGAGGAACUAUGGUCUGGGCUAUAGAUCUCGACGACGGUACGCUCACAAAAGCCCUCGGCAAGAACAUCAAGAGGCGACCAAUGCCCACGUACAAACCAAGACAGGUCUAUGAAUGCGGUGCAAGGCCUGAAUUGUAGUUAGCAAGACGAGCGUGUUCAUGUUACAAAGCUGUUCUUAGUCGUCACGAGUUACGUUCAGAGCCAUGACAUAGUCGCAAUUGCACUUUGUCUCCUGUUGCAUGGCCAAUACAGUUGCCGGUGACAUGUGUACGGCCGUUGAGAGACCUCUUGCCUU